Molecule: messenger RNA, 915 nt
Organism: Didymosphaeria variabile
Lineage: Eukaryota; Fungi; Ascomycota; Dothideomycetes; Pleosporales; Didymosphaeriaceae
Exons: 1
Coding region: 1-915 (304 amino acids)
Source: RefSeq, a predicted model, not a curated record
AUGCCUCCUAAAAGACGCAACGGUGUUGAUCAUCAGGACGCUACGGAACCGAAAAGGCGCAUGACCAGGUCUGCAUCGAAAGCGACGGCUCCAGUAAAGGAAGCCACAAAGUCGAAGUCCGAAGGGACAGUCGUGAAGCCAUCAAAGACCACCAAGGGAGCUAAGAAAGCUACAUCACCGAGAAAGAAGACGUCUAAGCCGAUCAACGACACCACCGAUAAUAAUGCAUCUUCUGAAGGGACCACGGCAACCACUCUCACCAUUGAGCACGACUCCCUCAAGAAACCCAUCACCUGCCAUCAAUAUACGACCUCUUCUGAAAUCCCACACCUUCCAACACUCAUAUUUACCCAUGGUGCAGGAGGCACGCUCUCCGCCCCAGCAGUAGUCAACUUCUGCAACGGCUAUUCGAAAACCCACUCCACUCUCGCCUUCCAAGGCUCCAUGAAUCUCAACGCGCGAGUCAAGGGUUUCGACGCAUGCAUAUCUCAUCUGAGCCUCGAAGCCGGAUAUCUUAUCUUGGGCGGCCGAAGCAUGGGCGCGCGCGCCGCUGUCAUCGCAGGCACCAACGCCAUAACCGGCGGCACCGAGCGCGGGCUUUCGCUCAUCCUGGUUUCAUACCCCUUGAAAGGUCCGAAGAAUGAUAUCAGAGAUAAGAUCCUGCUAGAUCUGCCGGAAAACGUCCGCGUUCUGUUCGUUGUGGGUGAGAAAGAUGAGAUGUGCCCUCUCGAGUUGCUGAAGAAGACGCGGACAGAGAUGGCUGCUAAGUCAAAGUUGGUGGUGGUUAGAGGAGCGGAUCAUGGUAUGCAUGUUAGGCCCACAUCGGAGGAGAAGCGCUUGGGUGAGGAGACUGGGAAGUUGGCGGCUGCCUGGGCAGAUGGCGAAGGUGAUGACGAGGACGUAUACAUUGAUUGA